Molecule: messenger RNA, 1774 nt
Organism: Caenorhabditis auriculariae
Lineage: Eukaryota; Metazoa; Nematoda; Chromadorea; Rhabditida; Rhabditidae
Source: the annotation of a GenBank genome assembly
AUGCGGUAUUCUUGGCUGCUGCGGGUUAUUCCAUCCUUGGUCCUUGUUCUCGAUUACGUCGACAGCACAUUUUCUCUUCAACUCGGUUUGAGACCGACAUUUCGCAGGUUCCUCACAGUUCAAAGUUGAAAAAAGUUGGUUUGGCAAGGCAAAUAGAACACUUGACCCGUUUCCGAAAAAAAAAUGAAACUCAAAUAUCUCAUCUUUUUCAUUUUCUUUUUAAUUUCAAGUAAAAACAUUGAAUAAUUUAAAAAAAUUCCUUCAUCAAGCCAUAUAUAGACAGAAAAAGCGGAAGAUCUUCAGACGAAAAACCAGCGAAUUUCAAUCUUUCUUGAGAUAAGAAACCGAAAGUGGAGGAAAAACGGGGAUUAGAUUUUCUGUCUUUUUAAUCAAUUACAAAACCAUAAAAGGUUCAAAGAAGUAGUUGAGAGAAGGUACAAAUAUUUUCUAUUCAUAUAACUUGUUGAUUUUCUCUUAUUUUAUUCCGAUCAGAUCAUACAAACGCUCGAUAGAGUCUAACCUCGCGCUAAACGAUCCCAACGCAAUUUGCCGCAAUGGCGGAAUUUAUUCCGGCGGAAUUUGCCACUGCAUCCAUCCACAAACCGGCUCUCAUUGUCAGCACUUCGCUUGCGGUUCUGUCUUACUCUAUUCCAAGCCAACAUUCAGUUUCAGUACAUGGGACGUCCGUGGGACCUCGCUAUGACCGCAACAGUCUGUUCUUCGCAAAGCCAUGUCUCUGCGACGACGGCUGGGACGGCGAAUUGUGCGAGUACAAGCUAGCCGACAAGGUUGGCUGUCAUUCAAUAACCUCGAAGGAGAAUCCUUAGUGUGGGACUCGCGGAGAGUGGAAAAACAACCGCUGCGAGUGCAUAGGCUUCUUUUUCGGCAGCGAGUGCCAGUACACUAGUCGCUGCAUCGAGGGCAAGAUCAAAAACGGUCGCUGUCUUUGCAAUGAGCACUUCGAAGGCGACUACUGCGACCGAAUCGUCUGCUACAAUGGCACUCCCAACUUCAACAACCGAUCGCUGUCCUGCAUAUGUCCGCCGAAAUACACCGGACGUCACUGCAACCAGUGCACGUCGACAAAUCCGCUAGUCGAGAGGUACCCCGUCUGUACGAUCCCCCCGGCCGUCAAGCGCACCGUUGAGAAUGCUUGGGCGAAUCGUCGCAAACAAAAAGAAGAGGUCAGAAAUUGAAACAACAUUCGGGGUAUGUAGGAUGCUCCCAUGGAAGGUCGGAAUCACGACAAAUCUUGACUUAUGUUUUAUUAUUUUAUCCUAAAAUUCUUCAUCUGAAUCUGUUUUCAGAUGAAGAAACGCCUUCGGCUCAUAUCUUUGGCGUUUUGCUUUCUUGUAUUUUUCGGCGCCUUGGUUUUUGUCGGCCAUCUCCUUCGUCGAAAAAAGGCCAAAGCGGUUAUUAUCCGUGGUUCUAUUUUAAAUUUCAGCCUUGAAUGUUUCAGGAUUUGGAGUGGCGCAUGAAAAUGAAAAUGGAUCGUCACCGGCUGCUGACGCACGAAGUGAUGGUUCAGAAGCUGUAACCUCUCACCAGCUAUAAUACUUUGAUGAAGCUGUGUUUCAGAGAAGAAGAGAUGAAGGCUGAAAGAGAGGCGGAAGAGGAAGUGGAGCUUCGACGGCGGGUUUCGGCUCCAGACUUGAUGGUCCGGGUGACCAAGUCUGAUCACCAGUUCAUGAAGGGCGACUUCAAGACUCUCCACACCCGAAUGGACCUCCAGUUCGUCGACGACGACCGAUUUUCUAAACCAUUCGAGUUGUGA